This is a messenger RNA of Spodoptera littoralis (African cotton leafworm), 987 nucleotides long. The record is from the annotation of a GenBank genome assembly. Lineage: Eukaryota; Metazoa; Arthropoda; Insecta; Lepidoptera; Noctuidae.
AUGUCGGACGACAUCGUGCAAACGACUGUUGACAACAACAAUGUCAUGGACUUGCUGACGACGCUGGCGACGCCGGCUGCAGACACACAGCUGAACGAAAGUGAUACUACAUUCCCAACGCCGAGUGACAGUGAAGAUGCUGCCAAUAACAGCGCCGUUUUUGGCGCAGAAAGUUUAGUGUACAGUGAAUACUCAAUAUUUGGAACAUUUGUUGUGAUCGAACUUGUUAUGACUACACUAGAAUUAUUUAUAUCAAUCGUCGCAGCUAUCAAGAUGGAGAGGUGGAGGAAAAACUAUAGAAAUCAAAUGUUAAUGCAAUUAACCGUUGCACGAUUUAUCAAGAGAAUUAUAUUUACCUUUAAGUUUUUAGAUUGUCGUGAUAAAUUAACAGAUAGCGAGGCAGUCGCUAAUUUUUUGUAUUGUUUUCAACUUUACAUUGAUCUUGUGAUAGUAGUAUUAGUAUUCUUUUUUAUAAAACACAUGUAUAACAGUUUAAUAAUAGUGUUAGUUAAAAUAAGCCAGAAUAGUUUUUAUAAAGUGAUGUCCUAUUCUUGGCUGAUACCAAUACCAAUAGCCGUGGUGUGUACUGCCAUUAUCUUCACUGAUUUAGUGGAUAAAUGGUACGUCAACUUGUUGAUGUGCAGUGUGUUCAGAUGGCCGCUGAUAUUCGUUGGGACGGGCGUCUACAUCACUAUUGUAUACAGGGUGUUGUCCGACAAAAUAAGACAGUUCGCCAGAAGCCUGGCCGUGGUUACGUUCUUGCUUUGCUUAACAAUAAACGUAUAUUUAUUCUCCAAAGACAUAAUGGAACUGUGGUGUUUGAAAUCGCUAAUGACAUUGUUGAUUGGUUACAUUUCAGGGUUUUUAAUGAAUGUACUGAUACUUGUCUUAUACAUAAUUUUGUUGAUAUUAACUUAUCAGAAUAAGACACAGUCAUCGAGAUCAUUACCUGACUAUAGUUUAGCAGAUGCGAACAUGAAAUGUUAG